Molecule: messenger RNA, 901 nt
Organism: Coffea arabica (coffee)
Lineage: Eukaryota; Viridiplantae; Streptophyta; Magnoliopsida; Gentianales; Rubiaceae
Source: RefSeq, a predicted model, not a curated record
UCCCAGUCCCAGACGAAUAAAGAAGAGAUAUGGAGACCACUACUAGCCCAGUAGCAGUGUCCUAGAAGAGAAAGGGACCCGUACUGCAGCAGGUCCACGAGGAACAAUGGAGCAAGAGCAGGCUGAGCAGCAGCAGAUGUUGUUGCCGCAAGAAAGAAAGAAGAUGAGGGCGAUGGUGGCAGUAGAUGACAGCGAGGAGAGCUUCUACGCUCUCAAUUGGGUUCUGGAUAAAUUUUUCAGUAACAUCGUGAUGAGUACGCUACCAACUGGUACUGAAACACCUGAUCAUCAACACGACCAUCGAGUGGAGUCCAACCUCGUUUCCCUCGUCCAUGUCAUGGAUCGCUUGCCUCACUACGUCUUCCCGGGCGGAUACGUGGUCGAGUCUGCCACCAAAGCCCGGGAGCAAAAUGCUGCAAAAAUACUCUCGCAGGCAUCCCGUAUGUGCAAGGACAGAAAGGUCGCUGCAGAAACCCUCAUUCUUGAGGGAGAUCCCAAGGAAAUGAUUUGUGAGGCAGUAGAACGAAUGCACGUGGACGUUCUUGUUGUUGGCAGCCGCGGACUUGGUCAAAUCAAGAGGGCAUUCCUGGGAAGUGUUAGCGAUUACUGUGCUCACCAUGCCAAAUGUCCUGUUGUGAUUGUGAAGCUGCCCCACAAGUAGUAGUUGCAGCAAUACCUGGCAAUGUAUGUAUUUCCUUGAACAUGAAGAGUUCAAGGUACAGAUCCAUACUUCUGAUGUCCAGCCUGAUUGUUUGUUAAUAAUAAAAAAUCAUAGUUGUUAGUGCAAUAAAGCUACGUAUGUAUGGGAGCGCGAGAAAUGCAAUGUCGUACUAUCGAGUAUGUGGAGUUUGAAAAAUAUCCCAAGUGAAAUCCUGAGCAGUCAGCAGUACUAUUUACUUUA